Neofelis nebulosa (Clouded leopard) is the source of this 1683-nucleotide messenger RNA. It is a transcript of the gene SPATA17, whose product is annotated as spermatogenesis associated 17. Gene Ontology annotation, molecular function: protein binding. The record is from RefSeq and is a predicted model, not a curated record. Bases 264 to 1415 code for a protein of 383 amino acids. Lineage: Eukaryota; Metazoa; Chordata; Mammalia; Carnivora; Felidae. Gene Ontology annotation, cellular component: spindle pole. Gene Ontology annotation, biological process: spindle organization; establishment of meiotic spindle localization; mitotic cell cycle. The transcript is spliced from 13 exons.
CCAUUACCUCUCCUCCCCGCACCGCCUUCGUCGCCUGUAAUCUCCUCCUUUUUAACUCACAGAAAAGAUAGAGGCAAAUCACUGGAACCUUUUCCUACGAAAAAUUUCUUAAGUGUCUUUCUAGUAUUCUGCAAACUGAAGCAGAGUGGCAAAUAGAAGUGGAGUGGUGGAAAAGUUGUGCCCUCGGGACUAGCUUUAUGGUUUAGCCCGGUUGCCAUGGAGACCAAUAGUAACACAGUUGCUCCCGCAGAAGCCGGGAGGCUAUGGCCACGUUAGCUCGGCUCCAAGCUCGGUCGACGUUCCUGGCACACCAGUACUACUUCAGGAACAGUGCUGUAGAUGUAUUUAGAAAAAAGGAGUAUGAUGCAGCAGUUAAAAUCCAGAGCUGGUUUCGAGGAUGUCGAAUUCGGGCAUAUCUCAGGUAUUUACACAGAGUAGCAAGUGUUAUUCAAAAAUGUUGGAGAGGUUACUUAGGCAGACAACAUUAUCAACUAAUUGUGAAGUUAGAAUUUUGUACUAUGAAGAUGAAUCUCUACAACGCAAUGGCUGUCAGGAUUCAGAAGCGAUGGCGAGGCUAUCGAAUUCGGAAGUACUGCUUUAAUUAUUUUUAUUUGAAGGAGUACCUGAAGGCUGUUUCAGAGACCAAUGAUGCAAUUAGGGAGGCGUUAGAGGAGUUUGCAGAGAUGAAAGAAAGGGAAGAGAAGAAGGCCGACCUCGAAAGGGAAGAGAAGAAAAGAGAUUACCAAGCCCGAAAGAUGCAUUACCUCCUCAGCACAAAGCAGGCACUGUGGUACAGUAGAAAGAGUAUGGGUAUUGACAUUAGUCUCCAAACUCUCCUACUUAGGAUUCCAGGUAUAUACAAUUCACCAUUCAGAAAAGAUCCCGAUCCAUGGGAAUUGCGGUUACAGAAGGCAAAGCCCUUAAUAAGCCAAAGGCCUAAAGUUAAGCAGAAGCGCGACAUCAACAUGAGCAACUGGCUGGCUUGUACGAGUGCCCGCUCCCUUCCUCAAUCUGAAAUUCUGCCACCCAUUGAUAGGAAGCAGUGUCAGGGACCUUUCCGUGAUAUCACCGAAGUACUGGAACAGCGCUACAAGCCUUUGGAGCCAACAUUGUGGAUGGCAGAACCAAUCAAUGAGUUAAAGAUGGCCAGAGAAGAACUCAGAAAACAGGAGUGGAUGCGAAAUAUAAAUGACAAUAGGUUUUUGCCAUUUUCUUCCUACCAUAAAAAUAAAAAGUACAUCCCAUUAAUGCAUUCAUCAAGCAAGUAUGGUCCCAAUUCUUACGGAAGUCAACAUUUUAGAGAUGAAAAUCCUAAGAAAUGGAUCUGUGACAAGGAUUUCCAAACUGUAUUACCAUCAUUUGAUCUCUUCUCAAAGUAUGGAAAAUUAUAUUCAAAAGCUGGACAAAUUAUAUAAAGACUCAAAACACAUUAAGAGAACUGACAAAAAUCUGAGAAAGUAAAAGAAGACAAAAGGUAAAAAGGAGGUUAAAGUGUGAAGUGAGUGUGGAAUAGAAGGACCCCCACUGCCUGGAUUCCUGGAUUCUACUUCUGUGACUGCUGAGUGACCUUGACACAAGUCUUUUAACCUCUGAAGUCUCUCUCUCUCUCUCUCUCUCUCUCUCUCUCUCUCUCUUAUUUGUCCAAAGAAAAAAUUGGAAACACCUUUGGUUCAUUCAAAAAUU